AUGGUCGGCGCCGGAGGCAUCGGCUGCGAACUGCUCAAGAACUUGGUUAUGAUGGGGAUCGGCGAGGUCGAGGUGGUUGAUCUGGAUACUAUCGACUUGUCCAACCUCAACAGGCAGUUCUUGUUUCAACAUAAACAUAUUGGGAAGGCAAAGGCUCAUGUGGCACGCGAAUCAGCACUCCAAUUCAACCCAAAAGCCAACAUCACCUCCCACCUCGCCAGCAUCUUUGAAUCCAGGUUCGACAUCGCCUGGUUCAAAUCCUUCGAUCUCGUUCUUAACGCUCUCGACAACGUCGCCGCUCGAAAACACGUCAACGGAAUGUGUCUCGCCGCCGGCGUGCCUCUCAUCGAAUCCGGAACCGAAGGAUUCAAUGGCCAGGUCAUUCUGCACACCCACCCACUGACGAGCUGCUACGAGUGCGACGGCAAACCGAGCAAAAAGACAUACCCCGUAUGCACCAUCCGCAGCACGCCGAGUCAGCCUAUUCAUUGUAUCGUCUGGGCAAAGAGUUUUCUGUAUAGUCAGCUCUUUGGGAAGCCGGAGGAGGAGGAUGCGACGAUUGAUGAGGAUGAUGCGUCGGAUAAUGCAAAGGAGAUGGCACAUCUGCGGAAGGAAAAGGAGGCGCUUAACAGGCUUCGGGAGUCUGCAGGCACGGCAGAGUAUGGCAAAAUCGUCUUCCAAAAGGUGUUCACAGAUGACGUGAAGGGUUUACUGGUCAUGGAAGAUCUGUGGAAGAGCCGGAAGCCGCCCACACCACUCGAGUACGACCAAGUAGCCUCCAAGACUUCGACCCCGUCAAAUGGCGACACCCCAAACGCGUUAGAAUGGGACCGCAAGAUCUGGACGGUGCAAGAGAACACCUCAGUGUUUCUCGACAGUUUACAGAAACUCACGGCGACGUUGUUGGAGGAACGACGCAAUGAUCCCGACCAUACGUUGGCAUUUGAUAAGGAUGAUGAGGACUCACUCAACUUUGUGACUGCUACUGCGAAUUUGAGGGCGGAGGUGUAUGGGUUGGAGAAGAAGAGCCGGUUUGAGGUUAAAGAAAUGGCGGGUAACAUCAUCCCCGCCGUCGCAACCACCAACGCCAUCAUUGCCGGCCUGAUCGUCAUGACCGCCAUCAAAGUCCUCAGCGGCAAAGCCGACGCCUGCAAAAACGCCUGGGUCUCCCAACAAUCAGCAAUCAACCCGGAACGUCUGCACAAACCGAAUCCGCAAUGCGGCGCCUGCUCCACCCACUCUUUCGUGCUCAGCAUCGACGUUGACACCGCGACAUUGGGUGAAGUCGUGGAUGAGGUUAUUGAACGGGAUGCGAUGCAGGAGGGGGAUGACUUAGCGGCGGUCGUCCUCUACGACCCCGACUUUGACGACAACCGCUCCAUGACCCUCUCCGCCCUUGGCGUCAAGCACGGCUCCAAGAUCGUCGUCACGAACGAGGACGAUGACUACCCGGACGGGAGCAGGAACUACUCGAUCAAUUUGUUUGUUCAGCAUAGGUAA
Molecule: messenger RNA, 1500 nt
Organism: Fimicolochytrium jonesii
Lineage: Eukaryota; Fungi; Chytridiomycota; Chytridiomycetes; Spizellomycetales; Powellomycetaceae
Exons: 6
Coding region: 1-1500 (499 amino acids)
Biological process (GO): protein sumoylation
Cellular component (GO): cytoplasm; SUMO activating enzyme complex
Molecular function (GO): SUMO activating enzyme activity
Source: RefSeq, a predicted model, not a curated record